This is a messenger RNA of Chlorella variabilis, 546 nucleotides long. RefSeq lists its product as hypothetical. Lineage: Eukaryota; Viridiplantae; Chlorophyta; Trebouxiophyceae; Chlorellales; Chlorellaceae. The record is from RefSeq and is a predicted model, not a curated record. The coding region runs from base 1 to 546 and encodes 181 amino acids. The transcript has a single exon. Gene Ontology annotation, biological process: succinate metabolic process; mitochondrial respiratory chain complex II assembly. Gene Ontology annotation, cellular component: mitochondrial intermembrane space; mitochondrion.
AUGACGUCGCCUGCGGCCGUCGGCGGCACCGAGGGCGCAGCGGCGCUCCUCUCGCUGCUGCGCAGCAUCCUGCGCCUGCACCGCGGGCGACUGCCGCCCCCCAUGCGCGGCAUGGGGGACGCCUAUGUACUGUCAGAGUUCCGGCGGCACCUGAAGGCCCAGACGACAGAGGAGCAGUGGCGCGUCUUUGCGACCGAGUGGCAGCGGUAUGCUGCCAUGCUGGGAGGCACGGCUGACCAGCAGGCGACGAUGGCUGGUGGCGCGCUUCCCGAGCAGCAGCCCGCCGGUGCAGGGGGCAGCGGCAGCGCAUAUCCGCAGCAGCAGCAGCAGCAGGAGGGCAACCUGGCCAGCAUAACUGCGGCCAUCGCGGGCGGAUCUCGAGACAUGACGGAGCAGCUGUUGGAGCAGCUGAACCCGGACCAGCGCCGGCAGCUCAUCAGGCUGCAGCAGGAGGCGCUGGCGGUUGGCGUUGAGAUGCUGGGCAAGCGCGGCAGCAGUGGCAGCGCUAGUAGUGGGGAGGCAGGAGGUUCGGAACCCCAGCGCUGA